AUGAGCAACCCUUGGAACGCAAAGCUAGUGGAGGAGCUUCUCUUUCGUCAAUAUGAAAAAGGCGAGGACGUGUCAAUGCUGCUCCCCCCACCACCUGCAUUAUCGGUUGAUCAAUACCUGAAGGAAUACGAGCAGAGCACCAAAGUUCUCUUCGCAUAUGUUCGGAAUGGUCCAGCCAAUGCUCUCACGCCGCAGAAUAUCAAUAACCCAAGGAUGUACGGUGGUACCCCAACGAAGGGCUCGUCUUCCAUGCAACGUACAGGUAACCAAGGAGGUGCGACAUGCGCAACAACAUCAUCAUCCUCGGCAUGUGGUGUGGAUUCUAAGGCACAAAUGCAACGCCAUCCUCGAGGGUUGGAUGGCUCCCAAUCCGCUGCACCAUCUCUUCCCCUCACAGCGGGAGACGCUGCAGCGGGACAGGGAAGCAUGGCCCCACCAGAACAUAUAAGGAAGCGCAUUGAGUGGCCCGCCACUGUGCCCACCAACUCCGCGUUAAAAAGCAACAGCCGCUCAAGGGUAGCGAAUUUAACCACAAAAAGAGUAGCAGCACAGGAGAGAGUGGACCCGGAUCUCAUAUUUAUGCAAAACCCUGAGGAGUUGCCGCUUCAUACGAUCUUUGCUAAGUAUCCCAAGGCCGUCGAAUCCAUUGCGGCCCUUCGUGGUGGUAGCGGUGAUUGGCGUGAGGAUACUUUUACAGAAGAGGAAGAAAUCCUUUACAAGCGCGAGCUGCGUUACAGUCACAUGGGACCAAGUCAAUGUGGUUUCUUCCGUUCAAACUUGAUUCAAAGGUGA
This is a messenger RNA of Trypanosoma brucei brucei TREU927, 792 nucleotides long. RefSeq lists its product as hypothetical. The record is from RefSeq and is a predicted model, not a curated record. NCBI's taxonomy places the organism in Eukaryota, Euglenozoa, Kinetoplastea, Trypanosomatida, Trypanosomatidae. The transcript has a single exon. Bases 1 to 792 code for a protein of 263 amino acids.